CUCCUCCUUCUCUUCCUCCUUCAGUCUUUCGCCCAGAAGCUGCAGCUGAAGGUGCCUUCCAUGGAGUCUCUGUUUCGCUCUCCUGUGCGAGGGGAGGGGCUGUUCCGUGCCUCUUCCCGGGAGAACCUGACCCGCGUCUCUUCCCGGGAGAACCUGACCCGCAGCUCUUCCCGUGAAUCGCUUACUGCCCUGGGGGAGAACGAGCCCCUGGGAACCCCUGCCUACGACCCCCCCUCGGACAUCGAGAGCGAAGCGGAAGACAUGUACAGCAGCGCAGAUACCCUGUCAAAGGAACAGCUUCUGCAUCGCCUGCACCAGAUGGAGAGGAGCUUGGGAAACUACCGCGGGAAAUACUCAGAGCUGGUCACUGCUUAUCGGACAGUACAGAGAGAUAAAGAGAAAACGCAGGCCAUUUUGAGUCAAAGCCAAGAUAAAGCAUUGCGCAGAAUUGGAGAGCUGAGAGAGGAGCUGCAGAUGGACCAACAAGCAAAGAAACACCUGCAGGAGGAAUUUGAUGCAGCCCUGGAGGAGAAGGACCAGAUGAUCACAGUCUUACAGACACAGGUGGCCCUGAUGAAGAAGCGGCUCCAGGUAAUUCCUGGAGGCGGAGUCUCGUCCGAGUCUGCUCCCACACAGGAGACACAGGAGGCGGAGUCUGCCCCAACACAGGGGUCUCAGGGGGCGGAGGCUGCCAUGCAAAGCCCCUCCAAAGACAUAAGCAGUGAGCCAGCGGUUGUGAAUGAGGCAGAGGGAGACACUGACCCUUCAAAGAAGAUGGAGGCCCUGCAGCAGCGUGUGCGGCGGCAGGAGAAUAUUUUACAGAAGUGCAAGGAGCUCCUGCACACGCACAAGGAGCGCAGCACCCAGCUGAGCAGCGAGAACGAGACCCUGCACAACCAGCUGCAGGAGCGGCUCCAGGAGCUGGAGAAGAUGAAGGAACUUCACACUACAGAGAAAACAAAGCUCAUCACACAGCUUCGCGACGCCAAAAACCUCAUCGAGCAGCUGGAGCAGGACAAGGGCAUGGUGAUCGCGGAGACCAAGCGGCAGAUGCACGAGACGCUGGAGAUGAAGGAGGAGGAGAUCGCACAGCUGCGCUCACGGUUCCAGCAGGUGGCAGCACAGAAGGACGAGCUGCAGGAGCAGAAGGAGAAGUCUGAGAAAGCCGCAUUUGAGGAGUUGGAAAGGGCUCUGGGCGUGGCUCAGCGGGCGGAGGAGGGGCGGAAGCAGCUGCAGGCACGGAUGGAGGAGCAGGUGAAGGAGGUGGAGCGAGCCAGCGAGGAGGAGAGGAAGAACCUGCAGCAGGAGCUGUCCCGUGUCAAGCAGGAGGUCGUCAGCAUCAUGAAGAAGUCGUCGGAGGACAGGGUGACGGAACUGGAGCGGCUGCAUGCGGAGGCCCUGGCCAGUAAGGAGAAGGAGCUGCUGGCCAGGCUGCAGGACCAGGACUCCCGGGUUCAAGAGCAGAUCAGCCAGGCUGUGGAGGCGUCUCGGAAAGAGCUGACUCAGGCUCUUCAGGAGAAGGAGCAGCAGGCAGCUCUGGCUCUGGAGGAGGCGGAGCUGCAGAAGACUGCCCUCCAGAAGGAGGGGCAUAGCCAGGCCCAAGGGCUGCAGCAGGAUCUGGAGACUGCCAGGACUAGAAUUCUGGAACUUGAGAGCUUCUUGAAGAGUUCCCAGGACACAACGGCAGAGUCCAGCAUGCUGUCAGAGCAGAUAGAAGAGGAAAGGAGGAAACAUGUGGAGGACAUGUCUGCUCUGGGGCUGAAGCAUAGUGGAGAGCUGGAGGCCUUGGGCCAGAGCCACCAGGUGGCUCUAAAAGAGCUGCAAGAGAAGCACCAAGCUGAGCUGGAGGCUGCCCUGAAGGAAAAAGAGCAGCAGUUCCAGGAACAUGUGGAGGAAAUGAAUGUCAAGUGCAUGGAGAAGUUGGACGUGAAACAGAUGGAGCUGGAAUCCCUGUCCGCGGAACUCUCUGAGUUGCUUAGAAGCAAGGAGCUGCUGGAGGAGCAGCUAGAGGCCUCCAGGAAUGGUUCUGAUGCGACCGGGAAGGAGUUGGAGAUGCGGCUCCAGCAAGAACGCUCCCGGUACCAGGAGGAGAUUCAGGGCAUCAAAUCUCAACAUGAACAGUCUCUGGGAGGAGUGGAGAAGACCCUGAAGGAGGAACUCAACAAGCUGAAGAUGGUCCUAGAAGAUAAAGAUAAAGCGUUGGAAGAGCUCUUAGCAAGAGAGAAAGACCUUAAAGAAGCAGAGGCAAGAGCUCUGGAGGAAGGGAAGGUUCAGUUGGAACAGCUGGCUGUUUCUCACCGUAAGAAGAUGGAAGAAUGGGAAGAACAGAGCAAGGUCAUGAAGGAGACCGAGAAGACCCGUGAACUGGAAUUGGAAGAGCUCAGGCAAAGUCUGCAGAAAGCCCAGACUGAAAAAGAGGUUUUGCUUGAAGCAAGCGCUCAGUUGAAUGAGGCUACAGGUGAGCUGGAACGAUGCAGGAGUCAAAUCAAAGAUCUAGAUCAAAAGCUGGAAGAAACCCAGAGGGUUUGGGAGGAAAAGACAGAGUCGCUUCAGCAGAAAUAUUCAGCUGAGGAACAGGAGCUGAAACUUCAGGUAGAGCAAGCCAAAAAUGAACUAUCCGAACGUGAGAGGGCCUUUGCAGAAACACUAGACGCACACCGACAGGUGGAGGAGCAGUUAAAAAAGACGCUGCAGGAGGAGGCAGCUGCCGCUGAAAAGAGGCUGGAAACCACCAGGCAGCAGCUGGAGGAAAAAAUAAAAGUGCAGGACACCAAGAUGGAAAAACUCAAGCUCAAGUUCAGAGAGAUACAGGAGAAGAUGAAAAAGCGCCUGCAGGAGCAAGAAGAGAAGAUGAAAGCGGAAAUUGAGAAGAAAGACCAAGAGCUGAGUCUGAAGGAUCUGCAGGUGAAGGAGAAGAUCCUGGAGAUGGGUCAAGCGAGCUCGGCCGGCAUCAGCAAUGCGAUCUCUCAGCUGGAAGCUGGUCAUCAGGAGCAGCUGGAGAAGCUGCAGUCGGCGCACAGAAAAGAGCAGGAAGAGCAGGCACAGAGCUGGCAGGCUAAACUGAGCCAGCAAGAGGAGGAGGGACAGGAGAAGGCUCAGGAGCUGGUGGAGGUCACCCAACAGCUGGAAACCACCAGGGCAGAGAAGGAGCAGGUCAUGCAGGAAAUAAAAGACCUCAGGGAGGAGCUUGCGAUGCGGGAAACCACUGUGCAGAAGCUGCAGGCAGAGCUGAAGGAAGCUGCCCUCUCGCUGGAGAGCUUGUCUCAAGGAGAAACGAUGCUGAAGGCACAAGUGGAGACUGUGGAGAAGAACCUCAACCAGGCUCUCAGCGAUAGGAAUGCUCUUCAGGACCAAAUGAAUAAAGCUGAAGAGGCCCAUGUAGGAAAAGUUCUGGAUCUGUCAAGGCAGCUUGAAGACACCCAAAACAAGUUAAAUUUUCUGGAAACUUCCAACUCUAAAGAAGGUGAGGAUCUUCACAAGAGACUGGAACAGAGUGUCCUACAAAUCAAAGCCAUGGAAGAUGCCUUUCACAGCCAAAUCAGUAUGAUCAAGGAACAGUUAGUCUGUAAAAGUACAGAAGUACAGAUGAUAAUGGAGGGCAGGUAUAAUGAACUGCAUGAGACAGUAGAGGGCAGGGUCAUGACAUUGAAAGACAGAGUCAUUUGCAGCCAGAAGUCAGUAGCACAGCUUAAAAAUGCCAUCCUUAUCAGGACUGACAGGAUCCGUUCUUUGGAAGAACAGAUUCAGAAAAAGACUAUGGAGAACAGUGACUUAAUAAGUUCACUUGAACAAAUGACGUUACAGGUAAAUUCAAAGGCAGAACACAUUGAAGCAUUAAGAAUUGAAAAAGAAUCUCUACAAAGAAAUGGUAGUGGCACCUUGCACGCUCUUUCUGAGAAAGACCUUUGCAUUGAGCAGCUGAGGAAGGACAAUGUCGCCCUUUCAGAAGAUCUGAAAGCUAAUGCUUUGCAUAUCAGCAGCUUGGAAGGCAUAAUAAAUGACUUGAAAAUCCAGGUAGAUAGUACCAUAGCAGGGAAAGAAGAGGUCGUAUCAUCGCUCAAUGAGGAGCAGCGGAAGCUUUUAAACCAAAUGGAGGAACUGUCAAAGACUGUAGAGAUGCUAAACAAGGAGAAAUCCUCUGCUCUGGAGCAGGCGGAGCAGUUUAAGAACAAACUGUCAGAGUUCAAAAAGAAAGCUGAAUCGAAGUUGUCCCAAAACCACAACACCAUCAAGGCCUUGCAGACCAAACUGGAGGAAUCGGAGAAGCAAGUAGCAGAGAGAGAUGCGCGCCUAGAAACGUCGACCAGCCAUGUGGACAGUCAGGCCACCAGCAAGUCGGAGGCAGACCAGGCACUGAGCGAGAAAGAGCAGAGUGUUCUCGCGCUGACCGCGGAGCUGACGAGCAGUGCCGGCAGAAUAGCGGAGCUGGAGGAAAAGCUGGCGGAACAGGCGAAGGAGUGCGAGCGGCUGAGAUCGGAGACCCAAACGGCUCAUCAGGACCUGGAGCAACAGAAGGAAGAUUUCAACAAAGUGAAGGCUGAACUUCUGAUGGCCAAAGAUGAGGCUCUUAGGGAAGCUGACGAAAGGCUCUCGUCGGAGGGUGCAGGCAAACUGGCCGAGCUGAAGAAGAAGGCUGAGCAGAAAAUCGGCCUUGUUCGGAAGCAGCUGACUGCGCAGCUAGAAGAGAAAGAGCAGUGUGUGAGAGCUUUGGAGGGGCAGCUGGAGGAAAUCAAACAGGACAUAAACACAAGGGAGGAGUGCAUCAAAACACUGAAAGAGCAGGUACAGUCCCUGGAAGAUUCCCUGGCUCAGAAGGGCGAGCUGGAAACGCAGGUGAAGGACACUAUGGCUGAGGGUGAACUAGAGACAGAGAGAUCUCUGCAGAGCUUGAGGGAGAUGUAUGAAGAGAAACUAAGUGCACUCCAGAGAGAAGUGGCCAGCCACGAGAACACAAUAGCAGCAAUUCAAGAGAGUGAAAAGGAAAAGCUGUCCUCUCAACAGGAAACACACGCCAGGCUUGAAGAGGCCCUGAAUAAACUGAAGCAGGCAGAGGAGGAGAACAUCAGACAUCAAGCCGAGAUUAACAGGCUGAAUGCACACGUCCUUCAGCAGACCUCACAGCCCCAGGAGCAGCUGACAGAGACUUCUGCGGAUCCUCAGGGGCAAAGACAACCAAAAGCAGAAAAGCAGGAAGAAAAGGAAUGCUGUCUGGAGGAAGAGAAGAACAGUGUGGGCGAGAUUGAGGCCUGUCUGGUUGCCCAACAGGACAGUCUGAAACAGGAGCGGGACUCCUUAGUGGAAACCUAUGAGCUGAGGCUCCAGAACAUGCAGAAACAGCUGGAGGUGAGCGAGAGCUUGCUGAGGGCUUAUGAGGAAGAUUCUCCUCAGAGGGCAGCCGUCAACUCCGAGGGUCUGUUGAGUGAGAUGAGGGCCGAGCAGAAACGCCUACUCGGUCAACUGUCUGAGGCAGAAACUGAGAAGCAGAAGCUGCGCAAGUCCUUCAGCAGCCUGCAGAAAGACCUGCGCUCUCUGCGCAAAGAGCACCAGGUGGAACUGGAGUAUCUGAAGAAAGAGAUGGCUGAAGAGUAUGACAAGAAAUUGAAGCUGGAAAUGGAGGAUGUGGAGAUGAAGCACAGUUCAGGACUGAAGCAGUUAAUGAGGGAAUUCAACACACAGAUUGCUAAGAAGGAACAGGAGCUGGAGGCUUCUGUCAGAGAGGCUGUUGGAAAAGCUCAGGAGGUGGAAGUUGAACUGUUGGAUAACCACAGAGAAGAAGCAAAUCAACUGCAGAAGAUCAUCACUCAAAAAGAUGCCGAUCUCAAGAGAACUGUGCAGAGAUAUGAGGAAAUCCUGCAGAAAAGAGAGGAAGAGAUGGGGGCGCGAGUCUGGGAGGUGCAGAAGGAGCUGGAGGAGCUACAGCAAAGGACUCAGAACAUCCCACAGGGGUCUCUACCAGAGCUGCAGGCUCAGCUCGCACAGAAGACCACCCUCCUGAGUGAGGCCAAGCUGAAAGAGCAGGAGUUCCAGGAAACGAUCCACACACUAGAGGACAAACUUCGAUGUGUCCACAAGAAUUCAGUGGUGACUCACCUAGGAUCUGCAUAUGGAGAUGGUAGACACUACGAGGCCUUGACGGAACCCACCGAGUUUGAGUACCUGAGGAAGGUUCUGUUUGAGUACAUGAUGGGCCGAGAGACUAAGACCAUGGCCAAAGUCAUCACAUCUGUGCUCAAAUUCCCCCCUGACCAGACUCAGACCAUCCUGGAAAAGGAGGACUCCAGAACACUUACAUGGCUGCGCUGAGAUCUUACAGCGGUAUCAAUGAUGGAGCUGGGGAAGGAACUGCUGCUGCAAUAUCAAGUUAAUGUGGAGUUACACCGCUGACGACUUGAACUAAACUGACGUCUGUCCUCUUGUCUUGGGUGGGUGUGUGUGUGUGUGUGCGCGUGCAUGCGUGUAUUUGUAUGUGUGUGUGUGUUCCCAUGUGUGGUACAUAGUGCAGGGGAAUGGUUAUAAUAUCCCAGGGAGUAAAUAAGCAGAAGGUGUGGCCCAUAGAGAUUCUUCAUAUCUGCUUUGGGGCUAAUAAUAAUGCUUUUUUUAAAUAAUGAAUUUUCAGUUGGUCAAAGGUUUAUGUGUUUUUCUGUUUUUUUUUCUUGGCUUGAGGUAUUUUGAAUGAAUGAAUAGUGCAAUAAAUUAGAUUUUUUUUUCUGUUUUAGUUUUUUACUGUUUUCUGUUCCUUUUCUCUCGAUGUGUAAGCUGAAUCUACUUACCUAUCUCCUCUUCCAUCGGCUUUGAGCGAUAAUGACACUGGAUCUAGUACCUCGUUUGUUUACCACGGCUUUUGUACUUUAUAUUUUAUGGAUAAAUGCAGAUUGAUGAAAAUGCUUAUUCUAUUGUAAAUUGUAAAUAAGGAAUUUAAAUCUGUAUAUUAAAAUCUGGGCAUAUUGUGAUUGUUGCUAUAUUAAUACAUUUACAGACAAGCUAAUAAAAUUUUAUUUACAGUA
Anguilla rostrata (American eel) is the source of this 7004-nucleotide messenger RNA. It is a transcript of the gene golga4, whose product is annotated as golgin A4. The coding region runs from base 61 to 6303 and encodes 2080 amino acids. The record is from RefSeq and is a predicted model, not a curated record. The transcript is spliced from 21 exons. Gene Ontology annotation, molecular function: small GTPase binding. Gene Ontology annotation, biological process: Golgi vesicle transport. Gene Ontology annotation, cellular component: Golgi apparatus. NCBI's taxonomy places the organism in Eukaryota, Metazoa, Chordata, Actinopteri, Anguilliformes, Anguillidae.